Purpureocillium takamizusanense is the source of this 2217-nucleotide messenger RNA. RefSeq lists its product as uncharacterized. NCBI's taxonomy places the organism in Eukaryota, Fungi, Ascomycota, Sordariomycetes, Hypocreales, Ophiocordycipitaceae. The record is from RefSeq and is a predicted model, not a curated record. The transcript is spliced from 2 exons. The coding region runs from base 1 to 2217 and encodes 738 amino acids.
AUGAAGGUCUCAGUCGCUCUCCUGGCGGCGGCUGCUGGCAUCGACCAGACUUCUGCCACCCUGUUCGGCGCUGGUCUUAAGGCGGGCAUCGGAUUCAACCUGGGCCUUGAUUUCACUGGCGCGAGCCGGUUCACAUGCCCCCAGAUCAUUGACAACAAGUGCAUUCCCGACUGGGAGGCAGGCUGUGACUUUGGUGGGCUCGUGCUUGGCAAGGUUCUUGAGUUCAAGAAGAACCUGUUCAGCGGGUUCACCUGUGAGAACAGCUUCUUCAAGCGAGGCGAGCUCAAGGGUCGCACCUUUUUGCCUGGCAAGGUCAUUACUGGCGACUGCACCCACGAAAGGGAUGAAUGCCCCUCCAUCAGCCCCGGCCCGGACGCGGGCAUCGACAAGUACUCCAUCGACACGUUCGAGCUGACCACGUCGCUGGACGCGCGCAUGGAGUUUCACUAUCUGAUGCCCGGUGGCGAUAUCUGCAAGACCAGCCACGACUGCUCCUCGCAGGGCACCACUGUGCGUAACACCCAGUGCGGUGGCGCCAAGAAGGUCUGGUUCGUUUUCCCCAAGCAGGAUAAGCACAUUGGCAAGAAGUUCUGCAAGAUCGGCAUCCACAAGAUCCGCUGGCACUGCAAGGACAACAAGCCCAAGCCCACCCCGUCCACCACCCUUGCGACCACCUACACCCCUCCGCAGGAGACGAACACCAAGACGAUCCCCGGCAAGGACACCACGACCACUGUUCCUGGUGAGAAGACCACGGUGACUCCCAGCCAGCCCGGCGAGACGACCCCUGGACAGAGCACUCCCACCGAGACCAAGCCCGGCAAGACCACUCCUGGCGAGACUACUCCUGGCCAGAGCACGCCCACCGAGACGAAGCCCGGCAAGACCACCCCCGGUGAGACCACUCCCGGACAGACCACCCCCGGACAGACCACCCCCGGCCAGACCACUCCCGGCCAGAGCACUCCCACUCAGUCCACGCCCGGCGAGACCACUCCCGGCCAGAGCACUCCCUCCGAGACCAAGCCUGGUACUACUCCCGGACAGACCACUCCGGGACAGAGCACUCCCUCCGAGACCAAGCCUGGUACUACUCCCGGACAGACCACUCCGGGACAGAGCACUCCCUCCGAGACCAAGCCCGGCGAGACCACCCCCGGACAGACCACUCCCGGCCAGAGCACUCCUACCCAGACUAAGCCUGGCGAGACGACCCCCGCUCAGACGACCCCUACGCAGGAGACCACAACUUACAUGACCACCUCGACCGUUUUCACGACGUCCGUCACAACCAUCACAAGCUGUGCUCCCGAGAUCCCCCACUGCCCCGCGAAGUCCACUGGUGGAACUGCCGUCGUCACGGUCACCAUCCCUGUCAGCACCACCAUCUGCCCCGUCACUGAGAUCGUCACCAAGACCAAGCCGGCCCCCACGGGCGGCGUUCCGGGCACCACUGUUUCGCCACCUGGCGAGACCAAGCCUGGUGAAGAGCUCAAGCCCAGCGCCAGCCAGCCUGGUGGCAGCUCGCCGGCUCCUCAGCCGACCGGACCCCUGCCCUGCCCUGCCGUUCUCCCUCAGUGCCUGAACACCAAGUUGAUGGAGAAGGGUCUCAUGAACAAGUGCAAGGACAACACCAACGUCGCUUGCUACUGCUCCAACAAGGAGUUCAUCAAGGAGGUCUUCGACUGCAUCUACUCGUAUGGCAAGGAGGACAACAAGAUCUCGGAGUCUAUUGCCUUCCUCCAGGGCAUGUGCGCUCCUUGGGUUGGCGAGAACCCUGCGGUUGUCACUGGCGCAGACCCCAUCACCUCCAUCAUCACCGUCACUGGCACUCCCCGUGUCACCUCGGUUGACUACACCACCGUCGUCAUUGCCACGACCGUUGUCGAGCCCUGCGUCACGGGUGGCACCACGGUUCCUGGCAGCAGCACCACCAAGACCCUCUCCACGGAGCUUACCGUUCCCAACAUCAGCAUCACCAGGGGUCCUACUGGUGGCCCCAACGUCCCUGCGCCCACCGGUGGCCCAGUGCCUACCGACGGCAGCCCUGCGCAGAACCCGGGUGCCAGCACUGUUGCUCCGCCCCCUGUCACGGGCACUGGUGGCGUUCCGGUGCCUUCUGCUACCGGCAACGUCCCCGUGACUGCUGGUGCAGGCCGCAUCGGAGCCAGCCUGGGUGCAGGCCUGGCUGUCAUUGCCGCCAUUGCCGCCAUUUAA